UUCAAUUGCUUUGUUUGUAGAAAAAGGUUUAUAUACUUGUCAGACGGUAUUGAAUAAUCAUGCUCAGAUUCAGUGUAAAUUAUUAAUUGAUAACAACUGUACCUGUGGAAAUAACAUUUGAAAGGAGUAAUGGAGCAAGGAGUUUGUUAUACAUAUAAAGCUGCAGCCUAUCCACGGUACAGAUUUUACCAACAACAUCUACAAAGACUGUGUAACAGAUGGCAAAAUAUCCUAGAUGCUGGGAGUUUACCAGAUUGUGUAUCACGGGGUAGAAUCAGGUUAAAGGAAAUACUAUCACUAUCUAAACAGAUUGAGGACACAGUCACUGUCAAUGUGUAUGCUGACCAUGACUUUCUCGAGACUAGCAAGCUACUAUUACAAUGUGACCAGAAAGUUAGUGGUCAGGUGGGGUCAGUAUCCUGGAAGAGUUUUAUGGAAGGGUCAGUGAAGAGCAGUGAGAUCACAGUAACAGUGAUAGUGCUACGGUCAAAGGAAGAAAAUGCAAUCAGUAAUCUGAAAAAACAGCUUUCUGGAGUGUCGAAAGAGGAGAUUCGCAAAGUAAUUAUUCACUUUGUUGACACUCAGACCAGCAUACCAUACAACAAUGUUGUUGAUAAGAAAUUACAUCAACCAGAUGUAGUAGACUCAGUCACUGAUAAAACUAGGGUACUUUCCUUACCUCUGAACCAACAAAUUCAGCACCUGUUAGAAGAAAGCGUGAUAUUUGUUUUAGAGCGUAUAGCAGAGUAUAACAAAGAGUUUAUCUUGAAAAAACAAGAGCACCAAGCCAGUGACGCAUUAGAAAAUGCCAUCUUCACAGGACUGAUGAAAAGUAUGCGAAACACGUUUGUAGUCAAAGACCUAUCACCAGAUGAGAAUGAUAAACCUGAUGAAGGUUUGAAAAAAGCAACAGACAAGCAGUUAUCAAGACUUGCCUCGGGGAUUGGCAGCAACUGGGAGUUGUUAGGACCGUCGUUAGGGGUGACGGCUAUGGAGCUGGAUCACAUUAAAUCAGAACAUAAAACUGUAGCACAGCAGUGCUAUCACAUGUUGAUCUUAUGGCGACAAAAAGAGGGGUCAUCACUAACAUAUAUAUUACAGCUUCUGAAAAACCUUUCAAAAGUAAUUGCAGUGGAUAUGAACGUUGUUAAAGAGAUUGAAGCAGACAAGCCAGUUCCAUCAACAGCUUCAGAUAAAGACAAGAUUUUCCACAAAAAGCUGCUAGAUUUUGUAUCGAAGAAAACAAAAUGUGUUGUUUGUGAUAACUUCUUUGAAAAGGAACCACUAACUUAA
Messenger RNA from Ruditapes philippinarum (Manila clam), 1293 nucleotides. RefSeq lists its product as uncharacterized. Bases 130 to 1293 code for a protein of 387 amino acids. The transcript is spliced from 6 exons. Gene Ontology annotation, biological process: signal transduction. Lineage: Eukaryota; Metazoa; Mollusca; Bivalvia; Venerida; Veneridae. The record is from RefSeq and is a predicted model, not a curated record. Gene Ontology annotation, molecular function: protein binding.